CAGACAGCUAAGAAAAUUGAUACGGUAACUGCUUGUGAUUACCGAUCAAUUAUGGUGCCCCUGCUGAAGUCAAUCAUGCGGGCACAACUGGAAGAUCUGGCUAACAAAGAUGCAGAAGACAAGUAUAAGGCUGUAGAAGAAGCAUUCUUAUCAGAAUUUGGACUUGAUGACAAGGAAAAGACUGACAAAGGAGGUGGUAAUGCAAGACAUGGACAGAGAAAAUCAAAGUAUAAAAAGAAGAAAAAGGAUAAAAGAUGGCCCAAGGAAUUAAAGGCAACUGGAGGUAGUGAGGAGCAACGGGAAAAUGUGGAGCAAAUGCUGUGCCUCAGUUCUUUUCCAGCUGCACGUGAUGGAAAUGAUCCUACUAAUCCUGAGAUUGUUGGUCCUGUAACCACUGAUGAAUUGGAGCAAGAGGAAUGGAAACUUACACCUGAGGAGGAGAAAGAGCAAAGAAUGCUUGAUGAGCAUUUGGAGUAUCAGAGGCAGAUUGAGAAUGAGGCCAAACAAAAGCGCCUUGCUGAGCUAAAUAAAGCCCGAAGCAGUGAAGGAAAUGUGGAAAAAAUGUCCCUUAGACGCAUCAACUUUGAUGAUUUUCACUGGAAAUAUUUUUAUCAAGCUCAGGGUGUCAAAUUGGAUGAGAAAUUAUGCAAACUUCAACAAGAGUUGCACCUUACCCCAUAUAACUUGAAUCUGACUAGAUCCAAUUAGAGGUAAUAAAU
Quercus lobata is the source of this 719-nucleotide messenger RNA. RefSeq lists its product as uncharacterized. Bases 52 to 708 code for a protein of 218 amino acids. NCBI's taxonomy places the organism in Eukaryota, Viridiplantae, Streptophyta, Magnoliopsida, Fagales, Fagaceae. The transcript is spliced from 4 exons. The record is from RefSeq and is a predicted model, not a curated record.